UCCAGUCACUGAGUAGAGGCCACUGAGUGUUUCUUCGUCUCUCUGGGAAAAGCAUCUGUGAGGCACACAGGAUGGCCUGGUGGAAAGCCUGGGUCGGAUGGAGAUCUGGAGAAGGAACCAGGAUGAAAGGGGCCUCAAGAGACUGGAAUAACAGACUAAAGGGUUGAAGUUCGACUUUUGAACCAUAGGGAGCUUCCUCUACACUAGAGAAUACUCUGGGGGAACACAGCCACUGAAGGAGCCCAGCAAUACCAACAGCUCCGAGUGCGGAAGGGAAUAGACUCAUACCAGUAGAGCACCGAGCGCAAACGCGUGCUGGGCACCUUCCUCGUCUCAAGCUGGGGUGCUUCCAGAGUGAAAGCUGAGGUUCUGGGACACCAGGUAGCUCGCUCAGUCCCUUGGACGAGUUAGACAAGAGAAAGCCCAAAGUCUCUGGAGUAGCCCCCAGGCUCUUUGAAGGCAGAAGAUUCAAAUUGAUCUAGUUUCAGGAAAAUGUUUGUUGCUGUGACAUCACCCAGAGAGAAGCCGUAGGGAAGACGCCCCGGGGACUCUGGACAGAUGUGACGGACUAGAAGUCAGGGAGAGGUUGAACAAGAGGGCGUCAGUGUGAAGGGUAGUUCUCAUUUCAACCCAGACCCUGAUGCAGAGACCCUCUACAAAGCCAUGAAGGGGAUCGGAACCAACGAGCAGGCCAUCAUAGACGUGCUCACCAAGAGGAGCAAUGUGCAGAGGCAGCAGAUUGCCAAGUCCUUCAAGGCUCAAUUUGGAAAGGACCUCACUGAGACCCUAAAGUCAGAGCUGAGUGGCAAAUUCGAGAGGCUCAUCGUGGCCCUCAUGUACCCGCCAUACAGAUAUGAGGCCAAGGAGCUGCACGACGCUAUGAAGGGCUUAGGAACCAAAGAAGGAGUCAUCAUUGAGAUCCUGGCUUCUCGGACCAAGAACCAGCUGAGAGAGAUAAUGAAGGCCUAUGAGGAAGACUACGGAUCUACCCUGGAAGAAGACAUCCAAGGAGACACGAGUGGCUAUCUGGAGCGGAUUCUGGUGUGUCUUCUGCAGGGCUGCAGAGAUGACGUGAGUGGUUUUGUGGACCCAGGACUGGCCCUUCAAGAUGCACAGGACCUGCAUGCAGCAGGUGAGAAGAUUCUGGGGACUGAUGAGAUGAAGUUCAUCACCAUCCUGUGUACACGCAGUGCCACUCAUCUGAUGAGAGUGUUCGAGGAAUAUGAAAAGAUUGCCAACAAGAGCAUUGAGGAUAGCAUCAAGAGUGAGACCCAUGGUUCACUGGAGGAGGCCAUGCUCACUGUGGUGAAAUGCACCCGGAACGUCCACAGCUACUUUGCAGAGAGACUGUACUAUGCCAUGAAGGGAGCAGGGACACUUGAUGGGACGCUGAUCAGGAACAUUGUUUCCAGGAGUGAGAUUGACUUAAACCUUAUCAAGAGUCAGUUUCAGAAGAUGUACGGCAAGACUCUCAGCAGCAUGAUCAUGGGCGACACCAGCGGUUACUACAAGACUGCCCUGCUGAACCUUGUGGGUACUGACCUCUGAAAAUGUCAAAAAAUCAAACAAGGGCAAGAAGGGUCAGCACAGCCCCUGUGGCUUCAGCCCUGACCCCAUGGGUGAGGUGGGGGUAAGGGACACCUCAUGUGGCUUUUAAUCUUCUGUCUCCCGGUUUCUGAUGCUUCUCAUCCAAUGCUUCUGACCCAGAAGGUGAGACCAGCCUGGGUUUCCCUUCCACCUCUCCCCUGAGUCAUUUCUAAUGCCCACCCUAGCAUUACCUCUGAGCAAACAGAAACAACAUGAAGAAGCUUGCAGGAACCUGUGGGCCAUUCCUUCCCUGCACAAAAGCUCCUGGGUACAGGUCACACUCUGCCUUGGCUCUGAGUCAUCCACUGAAUCAGGGUCUUUGGA
Messenger RNA from Rattus norvegicus (Norway rat), 1911 nucleotides. It is a transcript of the gene Anxa8, whose product is annotated as annexin A8. NCBI's taxonomy places the organism in Eukaryota, Metazoa, Chordata, Mammalia, Rodentia, Muridae. The record is from RefSeq and is a predicted model, not a curated record. Gene Ontology annotation, molecular function: calcium-dependent phospholipid binding; calcium ion binding.